AUGAUUGUGACAUCAUCGCAGGUCCUAUACCUCCCCAUCUAGCAGAUACGGAACAGGUCCUGGUCGGACAAUACGAAGAUUUUACGUGGAGGAGGACUAUCCCCUCCAGCUGAUCCAGUUGUCUCCUCUUCUCCUGAAUGACCCCUAAGGAUGGACAAGGACAGGAAUGAGAUGACUAAGAGAAUAUUACACUUCACCUUGGAGAUCCUCCACCUGCUGACCGGAGAGGAGUACACCAUAGUGAAGAAGACAUGGGGGGAGUGUGUGGCCCCCAGCAGCCAUCUCCAUGAGUCAGGAGGACGGAGCAGGGCCCGGGGCCCCAUCACAGAGCCUCCACCUCACUCACUGAUACAUGAGGAGAAGAUCCUAGAACUCAUCCACAGGAUCACUGAGCUGCUGACUAGAGAGGUUCCUAUAAGGUGUCAGGAUGUGGUGGUCUAUUUCUCCAUGGAGGAGUGGGAGUAUGUAGAAGGACACAAGGAUCUGUACCAGGACAUAGUCAUGAUGGAGGAUCACCGGCCCCGACCAUCACAAGAUGGAGUCAUUGAUAGAAAUCCACCCGAGAGGUGUCCCCGCCCUCUGUAUUCCCAGGACUGUGCAGAGGGAAAUGUCCCAGAGAAGCAUCAGGGUGAAAACCUGAUCAAUGUUAAGGUUGAGGUUAAAGUUGAACCAGAAGAGGAGACGGAUUUCGGGGCCGAUCAGCAGUGUAAGGAGGAAAUUCCAGGAGGUGUUACCCCAGAAAAUCCCAUUACGAACUCUGAGGGAAACUUCAUGUUAUUGCUGAAUUAUAAAGGAGAAGAUGGAGAGAUCAUGGAGCGCUCCUCAGGAGAAGAUGUAGAGAUCAUGGAGCGAUCCUCAGGAGAAGAUGGAGAGAUCAUGGAGCGCUCCUCAAGAGAAGAUGGAGAGAUUAUGGAGCGCUCCUCAGGAGAAGAUGGAGAGAUCAUGGAGCGCUCCUCAGGAGAAGACCUCCUUACCCCUGAUGUCCACCCAGAUCUAUCAUAUAAUAUUCCCCCUGAUCAUGGGGAACCUUCUCCUCACCAACUACACAUUGUCACCACAAGGACAGGUCAAAAAAGGAUCCAAUGUGAUGAAUGUGGGAAACGGUUUAUCAAAAGAUUGGAUAUUUUUACACAGAGAAGAAUUUACACAGGAGACAAGCCAUAUUUGUGUUCAAAAUGUGGGAAAUGUUUCAUAAGUAAAUCAUAUCUUGCUACACAUGAGAGAAGUCACACGGGAGAGAAGCCAUAUUCAUGUUCAGAAUGUGGAAAACGCUUUCUACAAAAAUCCCAUCUCGUUCAACAUGAGAAAAUCCACACGGGAGAGAAGCCGUUUCCGUGUUCGGAAUGUGGGAAAUGUUUUACUAGAAAAUCGGCUCUGGUUGACCACCAGAGAAGUCACACGGGAGAGAAGCCGUACACCUGUUCAGAGUGUGGGAAAUGUUGUAGCCAGAAAUCUGGUCUCGUCAUACAUCAGAGAAUUCACACGGGAGAGAAGCCAUAUUCGUGUACAGAAUGUGGGAAAUGUUUUAUUACUAAAGGCAAACUAAGGAAUCAUGAGAGAAUUCACACAGUAUAGAAGAGACAUUUUGAUAGUGUGCUAUAUUGCGGUAUUGUCUGGAUCUAAAAAGGUUUUAUGGUUAUUAAAAACAUGUCCCCUAUUCCUAGGAUAGAUCACAAGUGACUAUUUAAGGAGGAGUCCCCUGUGAUCUCCAGAACGGGGCCCGACUCUUCCCGCUGAAGGCUCCGGCCCAACCAUCUGAGACAUACUAGUCUCGGCAGUGACUGCAUUUAUUCCCGCCUGCCGAGACUAGUACGUUUUGGAAGGAGGGGGCCGGUGCACCCAGUGGGGAUAGAGGGGCCCCAAUCUGGAGACCUGAAACCACUGACCAAAGAGGCGCCCCGCAUCAGUCAUUGGCUGGCUAAAGUAGUCCCUGCAGCCUUGGAAAUGUCAUCAGGAAGCAGCCAAGAGGACGAUGAACCAGGACUGUCAGCCCAACAGUUGUGGGGGACCCCCAGCCACGUAUAAAAUGUUUCAUUUCAGGACAACCCCAUUUACUGUGACCAGGAUCCAUAGAAAAAAAAGUAUUGUGGAAGAAGUAAAGACCCUUUGUAAAGGCAGCGAAGCUAAAAGAUCUUUAUUACCCUAUUUAUUGUAUUCAUUAUAGUGCUGACAUGUCCCACAGGAUUAUCACAUCAGUCCCUGUUAAGGACAAUAAACCAUCAGAAUGUUUCUUUUUUUGUUGCUGAUGUAGUUUUUGGGAGGGAACCAAUGCAAAUACGGUUAAAGCAAAAAGAUACGGCUAAAUCUGAUAAAACCUUAUUAAUGACCUUACGGAAAUCAGUUAUGGGGAAAAUCCAUAUCGUCCUACGACGGCACAGGAAACAAAUGGGUUAAUCCGGUUAUCUCUUCCAAUCAGACAGAAGGAACAGAUUAAUCAAUUAAUUAUUACACAAACUAACUAACCAUAAAGGAAAAGACAUUGCAAUGUCCGUUUUUUGUGUUUCUCUAUUUUUCUGUUUUGGUGUCUGUUCAGAUACUGGGUUGUGGGUGGACAGUUUUCUUUGCUAUUCUCCCUGGCUAGGGAAUAGUUAAAGCUCUUAGCCAAUGACAGCUUGGGUGUGGCUAUUUAUACCCAAGCUCUCCUGAACUCUGUGCAGGUUAUUUGUUUUACCUUUUCUAUGUUUGUUUGUCUGAGUUUUAACCAUGGUUAUUAUUCCUGUUUACAGUAGAUUUUAGUCUGUUUGUGUUUUAAGUACUUUUGUGGGUUUAUAGGAUUAUGUAUGUCUGUUCUGCUUUAACCCUGUUAUCUUAGUCUGUGUUCACACGGUGAGUCUUGCUUGUUACUGUGCUCUGUAUUUUGUAUUCCUGUGUAGAAUCCUGACCCGUUUUCCUCAAUGUUAUGGAGUUUGGUUUUGUAUUAUUCCCAUUUGUAUCCUGGCCUGUAUUCCUCCAUGUUUUGGAGUCUGGUUUUGUGGAGUCAGACUCAUCCUGUUCUCAGUCUAGUGUUCCGUGUAUUAUUUUUCUGUUUCCUUCUAGACCAGUAUCUUGAUCACACAGUGGAGUGUGGCCGCUGGCUAGAAGAAUAUUUGGAGUUAGUUUUGAUGUCCCUCCAUGUUUCUGACCUGUUUCUGACUAUGUUCAGUAUUAUUUGUGUACCUUUACACCCAUGCACUUUAGUGCAGGUAGGGACCGACACCGUGGUUGUCGAUCCGCCGUUUAUAUCUGUCGGUCAUAACAGACUUAAAACCCCCAAUGAACAAAGAGAAGACGUGUUUUUUUGUUUCUUCUGCAGGACCAUACGGAGUCUUCUUUUAGUUCCCAUCCCCGUCCCUAGUAAUAGUCGGGAAGGUGUAUGGGGCUGAAGAAACUUCCUAUAGCUCUGACUGCAGUUUUUGGUUAUCUAUGGAUGGAUCGGUGGCAGUUUUUACUCCCAAUUUGUGCAUUCGGCUUGCCAAAGAAAGGCACAAGGAUUGAGGUACCUGUUUGGUUGUUGCUGAUAGCCUUCUUCACGCAAGCUGACUGGUCAAAACCAGAGAAGAAAUUUGUACCAGGUUAAUGGUUUAAAGUGGAACUCCGCUGCCCCACCGUUCAGAACAUUUUGUUCCAAACGCUUGGAGCGGGCGGCUGGGGAUUUUUGACGUCACGGCCAUGCCUCUCAUGAUGUCAAGUAACACCAUGUACGUCACGCCCCCUCCCAUAGAAUUGAGGGCGUGGUGUGACAUCACGAGGGGGCGUAGCCGUGAUGUCAAGACCCCCCACCUCCCGCACCCAGCGUUCUAAACGAAUGCCGGGUGCUGCACAGAGAUUUCGAGGGUACCAACUGUGGGACCCCUAGGAUCAGACAUCUUAAGGAUAGGGGAUAAGAUUUCUAGGGGUGAAAUACACCUUUAAGACCCUAUAAACUGGAUUCCAAGGCUACAGAAGCCUGGAAUUACCCAGCUAAGGUGGAUUUGGCGUUGGCUCGUCUCACUAUGAAGUCUCUCUUCCCAACAGAAGAUUCAUCUCAUGGAUAAGAGGUCUGAUGUAUGCAUGAAGAAGAUCUAUGUUAUUGCAGAUCUGAAGUGCCAAGCUUCAAUAGCUACAGUACCGAUGGCUAGAGCCCUCAGGAUAUGGAUCGGCCAGUUGUCCAAAGACGUGGCCAACUGAGAAGAAAUUCUUAAGAGGAUUCCGGAUAUGAAAAGAGCAGGAGACUUCGUUGGAUAUGCUGAGACUGGGUUCCAAAGCUAUGGCACUGUCUACAGCAAGGAGGAAAGACCUGUGGCUGAAAGAGUGUGUGAGGAACAGGGGGGCAGGGAGAAGUGACCCCUAAGCUGCCCCUAAGACAUCUCUCCCUGUCUACUUGCCCAUUCGCACUAAACAGCGGAUCGACAACUUGGAGACGGUGCCUACAAAAUAAACGGAACUGUGCAUAGCCGGGGAACAAAUAUUCAAUUCAAUAACCAACUAACAGAUAUAUAAAUACAAACAAUGCAGGGUAUAGCAUACUAACAAAACAGGCCAGGAAAUCAAGAGCACUGUUCACCCUGAACACAUUAGACUCCCCAUUCCAAACAUGGAGGGACAUCAAUACCAAAGCCAAAUAGACUCCUAGCAAGUGGGCACUCUCCACUGAGUGAUCAGGAUACUGGCCUAGAAGAAAACAAAAAUCCUUAAUACAUGCAAACACGGGUAAAGACAUAAGACUCACUCACUCCUAGAUAGGCGGAUUAGCACAAGGCUCAGAACGUGAUUCUAUCCUAGGAGUAGUAGGAACUAGCAAGGUCAAAACAGUACUGAAAUUAUGCACAGUGUGAAUGCAGACUAAGAUAUAUCAAGGUGAAUGCAGAACGAACAUACAAAAUACUAAAAACCCUACAAAUGUACUUAAACAAAGCAGGCUAAAAUCUAGAUAUCAAACAGGACAGGUAACCAUGGUUAAAACUCAGGAUAAGUGCACAACCAGACAAAGUGAACAUAAUAAACCAGACAUGGUCAGUGUAUAGGUCCAGAAGAGCUCGGGUUUAAAUAACCACACCAGAGAUGCCAUAGGCUGAAAGCAUUAACUCUUCCCAAACCAGGGUGAAUUAGCACAGAAACUGUUCAGACACAAAAACAAUGUCUGUACAGGACCUAAAGCAGAAAAAUGCAAAAACACAGAAACUGUCACAUUACAGAGUGGUGGAGGAGGGGGGGGGGGGUCUGGGGGAGAGAUAUUCUCUCGAAGAACCAUUUCUACUCUCUCCCCUUUCCAGCAGGAAGAUUAUUUGGGCAGCAACUGAAUCAGAUCCUGGAAUCAUUAAAUAUAUCUAAAGGUACAUCAUUUCCUAAAGUCAACCAAAAAAUAUGAGCUUUGCCCAUUUCGGAGGUAGCAGAGGAGAUCACUUUACAGGAGAUCAAGACAACAAGGAUGUCCCCUUACACCAAAGGAACUUUGAAGUCUAUUCCAUAAUUUUAGCUGUGCCCCAGAAAGAGGGCCAAAAGCGCCUUGUAAUAGACCUCUCCUGUAAUCCACUCCCUACUAAUUGUUUGCUUUGCUUUCCAUGAGUCCAUUGGAAGCACUGCACCCCACAAUAAAAUAUUUGGCUGCAUCACUACCACAUCUUCUCUUUGUUCUCUGGGGGGUUUAUGUCCUUUCCUUUAUGGUUAAUUGGUUGUGAUUAUAUACAAAGUGAGUGAUCAAGUGAUUACUUAGUUUGUUCUGCCUGGUAGUAAGAUAUAACUGGAUGUACCCAUAUGUAUCCUGUGCUGCCAACGGACUCACGAAAAGAAGAAGACAUUUCAGUGAGGAAAUGAAAACUAUUGACGGGAAUACUUUUUUUUUGGUGCCUUAUAAAAUCGUAACAUGGUUGGACACAGCAUGGCCUCAAGAGUUUGGCUCCAGUGUUUUCAGAGGUUGAUGUUUUUGGGGAACUUUUCUGUUUAAAGUUAGAGAGUGCCUGUCAAGACUAUCCAACAGCGGGCUAUAUGUAAACUGGUCGGCCUUCUCUCAGCCUGAGACAUGGCCUGACAUGACGUGAUCAGUAGUCGAAAUGCCGGAAGUCCCAAAGGUCUUCCGGCAAGGCCACGAGAAUGCUGGCCAGUUUACACGUAUUUUUCCACUGGAUUGUCGUGACAGGUACUCUUUAAAAGGGUUCUCCAACAUAAGGUGAUUUUAGUAUGUACAUGGACAUGCUUAGGAAGGAUCUGCAUCUUGGGGCUAAAUAGCUAUGUUGUGAGAUUACCAUAACGCUGCCGCUAUGUUUUUGUGAACUGGCUAUUUCCUGUUGGAGUUUGUUCUCUUUAACUACAAGUCCCAUAAUUCCUUGUUUGUGUGAGGUCACUUUUCUCCCUCUCCCUCAUUAGCCACCUCACCCAUUAAAACACACCUGUGCUCCCUUUAAUACAAUAGACCAGUGUUUUCUAACCAAGGUACCUCCAGCUGUUGCAAACUCUUGCAGAAUGAUCUCCCUCCCACCCAGUGGUCGCUCCACCCAUUGAAGCACAGACAGGUUCCCUCUGAUCACCUGACUAGCGAUGUAAUGUCUCGGGCCGCACUGCAACCUGGAAAAACCUGGAGACAACACUCCUUUUGUAUGCUGAUAAAAAUAAACAUCGGGGCAAAAAUCACAUAAGAAUUGUGAGGCCACCAUCAAACACAGGUACAGACACUAUAUUAUAAACUACACCAACUUUACAGCCCCUGGAGCAUAGUCAAAUAAAAGCCUUGUAAUGAUCAUCUUCUGAUGAAUGGAGAAUGGUCAGUGUUGUAGCCAUUUACAAAUAGUAUAGAUGAAUAAUAGAGAAGCCAGUUAAUACGAGAAAGACAUCUAUAGUGCUAAAAAUGAUGAAAACUCUUGUAAAACUCUUGGGUGGCGGCAAUUGAACACCAACACACCAACAACUUUUUACAAACUUUUUUACAUGCAAACCAACAUGGCUUUGCUGAGACUCCAUCAUUUCUCUAAUAUUAUUGAUAUCUUUGCAUACAAAAGGACUGGAUAAAGAUGUUGCUGUAGAUAUCACCGACGUGGACUUCAGCAAAGCCUUUGAUGCAAUUCCUUAUUAAGUGUGGACACAUAAGUAAUUGCGAGUCGGCCCUUGUCUCUUGAUAGUUCGGUAAAUUUGCAGUUGGCUGAGGGAUAGAUAUAGUGUAUUCUGAGCACAGACUGGUUACACACAAGGGUCUGUUCUGGGCCCUAUUCUUAUUUAUAUGUUUGUAAGACUGUUCAGUGGGUAAGGUUUGCUUGUUUGCCGAAGUGUGCAAAAGGCUUGAUGUUCCUGGAAUACAGAAAAGGAUUUAGCAUUACCAGAUAAGUGGAGACUGUAGUUCAACGUUUCCGAAUUUUAAAUGAUUCAUUCGUCUGUGUUAGUGAAGACUUCAGAAGAGAAGGACGUAAGGGCCGUGAGUUAUGACAGUCUGAAAGUGAGUACACUGGGGAGUCGGGAAAGCAAAAUCCUGAGCUAUAUAGCUAGAAUUAUAAUCGAUAGAUUGUGCCCCCUGUAUAGAGCUCUAGUGAGCACAUCAGGAAUACUGGGGUCAGUUCCGGAGACCUCACCUAUAAAGAGACAUCCAGAACAGAGCGGCUCCAAAGAGGGGACAACAAUGGUGGAAAUGUAGAUGGGGACAUAGAAACAUAGAAUGUGUCGGCAGAUAAGAACCAUGUGGACCAUCUAGUCUGCCCAAGAAUGUUGUGUGUUUGUGGGGGAGUUUAAAGUGGUGCUCAAGUCUCUAUAAAGCCUCUCCUUUCUAUUGGAUCACAUUCUACCUCAUAAAAUGCACCAAAAAGUACUUGUUUUUCCGCCCUAAUAAAUCUGUCUCUACUUGUUUGUAAAUAAACAUCUCAAAAUCCA
Hyla sarda is the source of this 7809-nucleotide messenger RNA. RefSeq names its product oocyte zinc finger protein XlCOF7.1-like. Lineage: Eukaryota; Metazoa; Chordata; Amphibia; Anura; Hylidae. Gene Ontology annotation, molecular function: DNA-binding transcription activator activity, RNA polymerase II-specific; RNA polymerase II cis-regulatory region sequence-specific DNA binding. The coding region runs from base 151 to 1575 and encodes 474 amino acids. The record is from RefSeq and is a predicted model, not a curated record. Gene Ontology annotation, biological process: regulation of transcription by RNA polymerase II. The transcript is spliced from 7 exons. Gene Ontology annotation, cellular component: nucleus.